Molecule: messenger RNA, 1130 nt
Organism: Solenopsis invicta (red fire ant)
Lineage: Eukaryota; Metazoa; Arthropoda; Insecta; Hymenoptera; Formicidae
Exons: 4
Coding region: 63-923 (286 amino acids)
Source: RefSeq, a predicted model, not a curated record
AUCUUAAGAUUGAUUGAAAAGGUUAAAUAACCUAAUUGGUUUAUCAUAAAAUAUUCUUUAAUAUGUCAAAUGUAUGGACCGAGGAUGAUACUGAAAAAUUAAUAGCACUUUAUGGACAAUAUCAGUGUUUAUGGAACCCAUUCCAUCCUGAAUUCGAUAGCACAUCGUUGCGUUAUGAAGCGUACAAAGAGAUAAAAAAUUCCAUUAAUAUCUCUGGGUUAACAAUAUGCGAUUGCAUUAAGAGAAUUGCAAACGUAAAAAAGGAAUAUUGUUAUGAGCUAUCAAAAAUCGCUGCAGCUAUAUCUUGCGAAAAAUUGUACACGCCAAAAGUGAAAUGGUUUAAAAAGAUGCAUGUGCUCUUCUUUCCAUACAUGUCAAUAUCUCAUAAUAAUACUUUCAAAAAGGUAUGUCGUAAUAGAAUAGAAUUGAAAAAAGAUACCGUUCAUUCCGCUCCGAAAUUGCAAGAUGCCUUCGUCUCUUCUGAAACAAUCCAAACGAGUGAUGUAGCGACAGAAACGAGUAAUGGUAUUAUCGCAGAACAUGAAACGCAAACGGAUUUGCUUCAUGAUCGUUCUACAGGCACGGAUGAUAUUCUUGUAGAAAUGCAUGAAUUCCGCAGAAAGAAAGUUGAAAAUAAAUUUGAUAUAUUUGGGAAGAGUGUCGCGUUCCAAUUACAAACUAUUGAAAUUCAGACUGCUGUGAAAUUGGAAAAGGAGAUACAAAGUUUGAUAACAAAAGCACAAUUAAAAAUCUUAAAAUCUAAAGUGAUAGAUCAGAAUAGCAACUCAAUCUGUUGUUGUGAUUGUAAUGAUUGUAAAGUAAUGUGUAAAGAUGAAACUUGUAACUGUGGUCUAACAUUAAAGGAAUGUUUAUUGCUCACUAAAAUAAGAAAAAACAAGGAUUAUAGAUUUUGUUACAAGUAAUAGAUAAAAGAGGCAAAAAAAUCUUGGUAAUAUUGGAAUACUAAUGUAAUUGUAAUCAAUAUUUUUAGUUUAAAUUAUUAGUGAAAGUUAGGUUUACAUAUAAACGAUAUUUAUGUUGAUAGGAAAUAAAUUUUCCGGUUAAAUAAAAAGAAAUAUGCAAUAAAUUAUAUACAACAUAUACAAUAAAAAGAUCAAUAGAUGCAAAUA